GAUUGCUCCCAAUUAAAUUAUCAAUAAUGUGAAAUGACAAUGUUUGAUAUUUGACGAUUUCGCUCCUUGAAGUCUACAACGCUCCAAUUGAAACGACAUCCCUAAUUUUACCGAUAAGAGGAUUCCUCGGUCGAACGACAGAGGUACCCAGAAAAAUGCAGUGCACGAACACAUUCUGUUCCUCUCCAAAUCACCAUCUUCCCCAGCAAAAGCUGUCGAUUUUGCGGGCGAACCAGUCGCUUGCCGAAGAGCAGAACCGAACCCAGAAACGCGGCAGGGCUUCUGUCGGAAGUAGUCCGAAGCUGAUCACCAGCACUUCGAACCCAUUUGUGAAGCACUGCGUGAAGCUCCGCCAGAGCCCCUCUUACCGCCACUCCCAUGGCUCCGUUCUCGUUGUCGGCACCACCCCGAUAAGGGAACUAAACAGUUUUCAACAGUCAUUACAGGAGAGAACUUCAACAAUGGACUGCUUGCUUCUUCUCAACGGAGCUGUAGUCCCCGAGGGGCUUGAUGAUCACACCCUUCCUAUCGUGCGUGUGACCCCUCUCGUGAUGAAUAAACUUUCAGGUGUAGAGUCCAGUGAAUCUACUGAAGCAGCUGCUGUUAUGAGAAUCCCGAGGACAUUUCACAGUAUAGUUGAUGAGCAAAAAGAUUAUGAAUUCCGGAGAUGGUUCCCUUCUUUGCAUCGGAUUCUAGUACUAGAUGGAAUACAGGAUCCCGGUAACCUGGGCACACUACUGAGGUCUGCAGUAGCAUUUAAUUGGAGUGUGUUGGUCCCACAUUCAUCUCGGGCUAAACUUGAAGAGACACUGCACUAUUUGCCAGAUCUCAUAAAACUAAGGGUGGUGUGUUUCUGCUCCCCGGCUGCUGCGAUCCAUUCAAUGACAAGGCGCUACGAGCUAGCAGGGGAGCCUCUUUUCAGCUGCCAAUCGUCUCAGGGUACUGGACCCACCUCGUGUCCCUCAAGAUCGAGUUUGGGAUGAGGGUACUAGCGGGCCGACCUGAGGGCGAUCAUGAUGUCCGGAAGCCUGUUUCCGGACUCUCUCAGCAGUUCGCAGACUCUUUACUCGAUGAGCCAUUAUGCUUGGUCUUGGGCAGUGAAGGAAGAGGACUAUCAGAGAAAUCAGAGUCGGAGUGCGAACUAGUCAGCAUUCCCAUGACUGGGAAGUUCGAGUCCCUCAAUGUUUCCGUUGCUGGUGGGAUUUUUAUGUUUGUGUUACAGCCAAGGAGUUGUAGAAAUAACCUGAAAUGAUACUGCUAAUUUGUUUUAGUUCGCCCAAUUGAUCUGAUUGUUUUACCUUCAUAGCUCGAUCGUGUUCUUGGUGAGUGUAACAAAACCUACUUAUAAAUAUUGAUAAUUAUGUAUUUGUAAUAUGAAUAUAACUUAUGUUCCAAACUUGGAUCAA
This is a messenger RNA of Punica granatum (pomegranate), 1406 nucleotides long. The record is from RefSeq and is a predicted model, not a curated record. Lineage: Eukaryota; Viridiplantae; Streptophyta; Magnoliopsida; Myrtales; Lythraceae.